Chinchilla lanigera (long-tailed chinchilla) is the source of this 2113-nucleotide messenger RNA. It is a transcript of the gene Leo1, whose product is annotated as LEO1 homolog, Paf1/RNA polymerase II complex component. Lineage: Eukaryota; Metazoa; Chordata; Mammalia; Rodentia; Chinchillidae. The record is from RefSeq and is a predicted model, not a curated record. Gene Ontology annotation, cellular component: nucleus; Cdc73/Paf1 complex. Gene Ontology annotation, molecular function: RNA polymerase II C-terminal domain phosphoserine binding. Gene Ontology annotation, biological process: positive regulation of transcription elongation by RNA polymerase II; transcription elongation by RNA polymerase II.
CGCGUCACAUCAGCUCCGAGCCAAAAAAAGCGGCGAGGCGGCCCCGGCGGCGGCGGCGGCGGCGGUGGUGGUGGCCGCGGUGCGGUGCUAUGGCGGAUAUGGAGGACCUCUUCGGCAGCGACGCGGACAGCGACGCGGAGCACAAAGAUUCUGACUCCGGAUCCGACUUGGACUCCGACCAGGAGAACGCGCCGUCCGGCAGCAACGCCUCUGGAAGUGAAAGUGACCAGGACGAUGCGGGCGACUUGGGGCAGCCGAGUAACAAGGAGCUCUUCGGUGAGGACAGCGAGGACGAGGCGGCGUCGCGCCACAGCGGCAGCGAGAAUGCGUCUGAGCGCUCCGACAACAGAUCGGAGGCCUCCGAGCGCUCCGACCGCGAGGACAACGACGGCUCGGACGUGGACCAGCACAGCGGCUCGGACGCCCAGCACGAGGACGAGGACGACGGCCACAGGUCUGACGGUGGGAGCCACCGCUCAGAGGCAGACGGCUCGGAGAAGGCGCAGUCCGACGACGACAAGUGGGGCGGAGAGGACAAGAGCGACCAGUCUGACGACGAGAAGAUGCAGAACUCGGACGAGGAGGAGCAGGCCCAGGCGUCCGACGAGGACAAGCUGCCCAACUCAGACGAGGACGAGAAGAUGCAGAACUCGGACGACGAAGACCGGCCUGCGCUGUCCGACGACGAGCAGCCGCCGCUGUCCGAGGAGGAGAAGGCCAACUCGGACGAGGAGCAGCCAGUGGCGUCCGACAACGAGGACGAGAAGCAGAACUCCGACGAGGACGAGCGGCCACAGGGGUCCGAUGAGGACAAAGCACAGAACUCUGAUGAUGAGCGGCCGGCCUCGGAUGAGGACCACAGGCCGUCAGACGACGAGGAGGAGCAGGAGCACAAGUCAGAGUCUGCAAGAGGCAGCGAUAGUGAAGAUGAAGUCUUGCGGAUGAAACGCAAGAACGCAAUUGCCUCGGAUUCCGAAGCAGACAGCGAUGCCGAGCUGCCCAAAGAUGGCAGUGGCGCCAUGGACCUGUUUGGAGGGGCAGACGACAUCUCCUCCGGCAGUGACGGGGAGGACAAGCCCCCCACCCCGGGACAGCCCAUGGAUGAGAACGGGUUGGCUCCCGACCAGCAGGAGGAGGAGCCCGUGCCCGAGACCAGGAUCGAGGUGGAGAUUCCCAAAGUGAACACUGACUUAGGCAACGACCUGUACUUCGUCAAGCUGCCCAACUUCCUCAGCGUGGAGCCCAGACCUUUUGAUCCCCAGUACUAUGAAGAUGAAUUUGAAGAUGAGGAAAUGCUGGACGAAGAAGGCAGAACCAGGUUAAAAUUAAAGGUAGAAAAUACUAUCCGGUGGCGGACACGCCGGGAUGAGGAAGGAAAUGAAAUUAAGGAAAGCAACGCUCGGAUCGUCAAGUGGUCAGACGGCAGCAUGUCCCUGCACUUGGGCAAUGAGGUCUUCGACGUGUACAAGGCCCCGCUGCAGGGCGACCACAACCACCUCUUCAUCAGGCAGGGCACGGGCCUGCAGGGCCAGGCGGUCUUCAAGACGAAGCUGACCUUCAGGCCGCACUCCACGGACAGCGCCACGCACAGGAAGAUGACGCUGUCGCUCGCAGAUAGGUGCUCGAAGACGCAGAAGAUCAGGAUCUUGCCGAUGGCCGGCCGCGACCCCGAGUGCCAGCGCACGGAGAUGAUCAAGAAGGAAGAGGAGCGCCUGCGGGCCUCCAUCCGCCGCGAGUCGCAGCAGCGCCGCAUGCGCGAGAAGCAGCACCAGCGCGGGCUGAGCGCCAGCUACCUGGAGCCCGACCGCUACGACGAGGAGGAGGAGGGCGAGGAGUCCAUCAGCCUGGCCGCCAUCAAGAACCGCUACAAGGGCGGCAUCCGCGGAAGGCGAGCCGUCUGGAAAGAGGAAGGCGGAAGACGAUGACAAGGCCAGUAAGAAGCAUAAGAAGUAUGUGAUCAGUGACGAGGAGGAGGAAGACGACGACUGAGGCGUGACAUGUGGACUUUUAUAUCAGUUGUACAGUUUGUUUUAUAAAUAUGUAAACGAGCUAUUUUGAUUGAAACGAUUUGCAUUUGUGCAAUUUUAAUUGUAAUAAGAACCCUUCAAAGCAA